ACACACACAAUACGAGGGGUGUGUUAUAUUAUGGGCGUUACUAGAUAAUUCGCCCACCUACACCACACGUUAUCACAAGUAUUGCUUAUACAACCUCUUGGAUAUUAUAACAGAGAGUAGGAUAUUUUGUAGACGUUAAUAACAUUCGAUUUUUAUCAUUAUCGCUAUAACAUCAGCUGUGUGAUAGCCUUUGGCAACUGAAGGUAUUACAGACUCUUAUUGAUACACAGAGAGGCGGUAAGAAGGUGAGGCUUCAAGAUGACGGCACUGGCAUUUAAAGAACACAGAGAACAUUUGAAGCGGUUGGGAGUUCCCCGGAUUGAUCCGAUGAAACAGUCCGUCGAGAAACAGGGUACAACUGAAUAUGUCCGAGUCAACCCCAUCACAGCUAAGCUUGGUCAAGAACUCGAUUUCUUCAACGGCGUGGAAACCCUCAAUGAUGUCUUCAAGAGAGGCAUGAGACUGUCCAAUAACGGAGAUUGUUAUGGAUGGAGGCCCGAGCCCAAGGGAAGAUACAGAUGGGUUACAUACGAUCAUAUCUACCAAAGAGCCGGGAACUUAGGAUCUGGUCUCAUUUCUGACGGGGUGGAGCCUGGACAGCAGACUAUGAUUGGACUAUAUUCGCAGAACAGAAUUGGGUGGAGUAUUACCGAGCAGGCGUGCAAUCGAUUCUCGUUCGUCCUCAUCCCUCUCUACGACACGCUCGGACCAGAUGCUUGCAAGUACAUCAUCAACCAAGCUGAAAUUUCUACAGUCGUGUGUGACACAGAGGCACGGGCGAGCCUUCUCCUCAAGAAAGCCGAUCAGAUGCCUGGUUUGAAAAGAAUCGUCUUGAUGAGCCCAAUCACAGAUGAAUUGAGGAAAACAACGGAGGAGUUGGAUGUCAAACUCCUUCAGUAUCGAGAAGUCGAGGAGAAUGGAUUGAACAACAAACAGCCAGACCUGCUUCCCAAGAGAUCCGACCUAUGUACGGUUUGUUACACUAGCGGGACCACCGGGAACCCCAAGGGAGCCAUGCUUACACACAACAACAUGGUCAGCAACCUAAGUGCCUUUAUGGCACUCAUAAAUGAUAAAGCACCUAUCAGCAACGAGACUCACUUUUCCUAUCUACCGUUGGCGCACAUCUAUGAACGAUUUGCCCAGGCACUAGUCCUAGCACACGGUGGUCGUAUCGGCUUCUCUUCGGGUGAUAUUAAGCUCCUCACCGAUGACAUUGCAGCUCUCAAACCAACCAUCAUGCCUGUCGUACCGAGGGUCAUGAACAGAAUCUACGACAAGUUUCUCCAGGGCGUGAAAGAGAAAGGCAAGCUAAAAUUCGCCGUCUUCAACCUAGCCAGGAAGAAAAAACUUGCACUGCUGAUGAAGGGCAAUACACGCACAGAUACAAAGUGGGAUAAAAUCUUCAAACCACUCAGAGAAAUUAUGGGCGGAAACAUUCGCUUCAUGACGACCGGUUCAGCGCCUACAACAGAGGAAACCAAAAACUUCUUCCGAUGUGUUCUGGGUGUAACGCUUCUGGAAGGCUACGGACAAACGGAGACCACAGCGGUAAUAACGUGCGGUAUUCCUGCGGACAUGUCCCCCGGUAAUGUGGGUUCUCUCAUGCCCGGUGUCGAGAUGAAACUGGUGGAUGUCCCAGAUAUGAACUACUUCGCCAAGAACGGACAGGGAGAGGUUUGUAGCCGCGGUAACAACAUCUUCACCGGGUACCUGAAAGAUGAGGAAAAGACGCGGGAGACAUUUGAUGAAGACGGUUGGAUGCACUCUGGGGACAUCGGAAAAUGGAUGCCGAACGGUACGCUAAAGAUCAUCGACAGGAAGAAGAAUAUCUUCAAGCUACAGCAAGGAGAGUACGUCGCUCCAGAGAAGGUAGAAACAAUCUACCAAAGAAGUGAAUUUGUGGCACAGGUCUAUGUCCACGGAGAUAGCUUACAGAGUUUCUGUGUCGCCAUCAUCGUGCCGGAUGAGGAAGUGCUGGUUAAAGUAGGAAAGUCGAAGGGACUCGGAUCAAACUUUGAACAACUCUGCAAAAAACAGGAAGUCAACCAGAUGAUCCUCAACGACUGUGUGAAAAUCGGAAAGGAAGCUGGACUCAACUCAUUUGAACAAGCAAAGAAACUGUAUUUGUGCUGGACAUUGUUCUCCCUGGAAAAUGGGCUUCUCACCCCUACCAUGAAAUCGAAGCGUCCAGCGCUGAGGGACCAUUACAAGAUUCAGAUCGAUGCUAUGUACGGACAGAAAUAAAACCUUUCAUUAUGGAUGACGUCAACGUUUAUGUGUUCCUUUCUAUCAUAUCUUUUGUUUUUUUCUAUUAUAUCUUUUUUUUUAGCUGCAUUUUUUCAUAGAUUCUUUCGUGUGUUUUAUUUCAUUGUUACAUGUGUACCAACAUUUUCCUUUUAUUUUAUAAAGAUUUUCAUACUUCCUAAUCGAAACAUGUCUAAGAUAUUGUCAACCGUAUAAGACCUACCACUUAUUGAACCAAUUUCAGUUACGAGCGACUUUUAAGUUACUAUGUAAUGAUGUAACAUUAUGUAAUACGAAUUAAAGCUACUUGAAAACACUGGAUUUUGGUAAAUCGGUAAACAAGUUAAAUGGUUUUAGCAUGCAAUAUUUUUUAUAGUUUUUAACAGUAAUGUUGUAUCGGGAGAAUUUUUUUUUUUCUCUUCUUCUUCAGUAAAAUUAGAAAUGACGAUAACUGUUUCUGCUCUGACUAUUACAUAUGGCCGCUUUUAGAAUAGCGCUCAGAUUGGCCUUGAGUGACUUUAUAAACCUAGUACUUAAAGUGCACUUAACAGGGUAUUAGCAAGUGAAAAGUGAUUCUUUCUUUCUGUAUAUGUAUGUUUGUAUGUAUAUAUUAUUCUCUAAAUU
Molecule: messenger RNA, 2871 nt
Organism: Strongylocentrotus purpuratus (purple sea urchin)
Lineage: Eukaryota; Metazoa; Echinodermata; Echinoidea; Camarodonta; Strongylocentrotidae
Product: long-chain-fatty-acid--CoA ligase 6
Exons: 20
Coding region: 259-2247 (662 amino acids)
Biological process (GO): long-chain fatty acid metabolic process; very long-chain fatty acid metabolic process; long-chain fatty-acyl-CoA biosynthetic process
Cellular component (GO): endoplasmic reticulum; membrane
Molecular function (GO): arachidonate-CoA ligase activity
Source: RefSeq, a predicted model, not a curated record